Episyrphus balteatus (marmalade hoverfly) is the source of this 3440-nucleotide messenger RNA. RefSeq names its product homeobox protein 5 (gene sstn). Bases 580 to 3243 code for a protein of 887 amino acids. The record is from RefSeq and is a predicted model, not a curated record. The transcript is spliced from 8 exons. NCBI's taxonomy places the organism in Eukaryota, Metazoa, Arthropoda, Insecta, Diptera, Syrphidae.
ACGACAAAAGAAUAUAAAAAAAAAAUCAACACAAAUCAUCAAAAAACCAGCCCAUGGCUAGGAAAAAAAUUGAAAAUUGAAAUUCUCUAAUUUAUUAAAACAAAUAAAAUAUAUUUUUCAUAUAAAAAUUCAAACAAAACAUCCUUCAUUAACUUUGUUGACGAUCACAUAUAUUUUUUUAAGAAAACUAUCAACAAAUCAUAAAACUUUUUUCGAUCGAAAAACGUUACUAGAAAGAAAAAAAAAAAAAAACAACGAUCGUGUAAUAAAUUUGUGUGUGACUGUGUCUGUGCGCCUGGUGCACUUCAUAUUCAAUCAGGUUUUUUUUUUUAUUCUUUAAACUGAAUGAAUAAUUGAAAUUAAUCAUAACUUUAAACAAAUAAGCAAUUUUUCUCUUUUGUUGUUAUUAAACAAAAUGCAAAUUAAUUGAAAAAUUAAAAAAACAAUUCGUUGAAAUGCACCAAAGAACCAAAAUUUAAUUUGCUUAUUUUCUUUGUAUUGUCAUUCGUGGAGCUAUAAUUUUAAUGGUGCUUCGUUGGACAUUUAUUUUUUGUUGACGUGUUAUAUUUUCUCAGAGAGAUGCGUUCGCAGAGCCCAAUUUUAACAAAAACUCUUUGUUCUCUGACACUUUCAAAUAACAAUAACAACAACAACAAAGAACACCACAAUAAUCGAUCAACAACGCCAAUUAUUCAUCAAUCACAUCAUCAAAAAAGCAAAUUAAUUCAAAUGACUACUGGCAGUGGUAUAAAUACAAACAAUCACAACAAUAACAAUUUCCCACAAGAAAUAACAACAACAACAACAGUACAACAACAACAAUCAAAUAAUCCAUCAACAUGCAAUACAAUACCAUCGACAUCAUCAUCCAUGAAUACCCUGGGUAAAUCAUCAUCGACAACAACGACGACGACAAUACGACACAAUAAUGUUGUCAAUAAUAACAAUUCAACGACUGCUAUAAAUAAUAAUAAUAAUAAUAAAUUAAGUACAAAUAACAAUAACAACGAAUCGAAUUCAAAUUCAAGUAAAUUACAAACACUCGAACAACGUAAAUUAGAAUUAGAAAAGUUACUCAACGAAAAGAAUUGGCUACUUCAGCAGAUUCAUAAACAAGAAGCUCAAAUUCUUAAUGGUAACUAUGAGAAUUUCAAUUUAUUUGAAAUUGGUAGCAAACUAGGUGGACCAUCGAUUUCAUUGACUGGCGGUGGCGGUGUUGGUAUUGUUUCUAGUUCUGGUUCUGGAUCUGGAUCAACACAAACGACGAAUACAAGUAAUUCGAUUCUACGACGUAAAACUAGUUCGAGUUUAAAGCUUCCGAAAAGUAAUGUUCAUUUCAAUGGCAAAGGUAAUCGAUUCACACUUUCUAAAUCAGAGUAUGAUCUUGCUCAGGAAAAUGAAAAAGUAUCAUCAGGCAAUCCGAAUGUCAUUAGUAUCAAAAAACGCCAAGGCCCACCACAGAAAACGAAUUCAUUUCAUGACAGUACAUCCGUGUCAGCUUUGAGUUUAACAAAAUCCCCAUCGUUUGAAUAUAAUAACAGUGGCGGAGGAAAUGGUGCAAAUGGAAGUUUAGGCAACGGUUUAAAACACAGCAUUGUCCGUCCACCUCACCACAACAGCAGCAGUAGCAAUGAGAAUUUGUCAAAUAAUCUUGGCAUAACACAAUGUGAUAAGUACUACUUGUCUCCAACGAGCCAAAUGUACACCGAUGGCAAUGGAUUCAUCAAAGCCAGUCAAAACAUAAAACAAUGUUUAUCUUCACCAUCGCCAAUGCAUAAAAUUAUGACUAUGAAUGAUGGCCAAACACAUAAUACAAAUAAUGGUAAUCAUUCUUUGGUAAAUCACAAUGGAAGUCAACCGCAUUUGGAACAAUACGAAAGUAUCGAUGCAUUAUCUUUGUCACCAUCAAAUACAUGUGAGCAGCAAAAUCAACAUACGAAUUUUUGGAGAGUUAUGUCGAAUAAUGAUCGAUCUGCAUGGUGCGAUAAUAGUUACAUUGAAUUAGAUAAUGAGAGUGUGAAUCAAUAUCAUAGUUUGAAACCUAUGGCCAAAAAAGUUUUACCCCAUGGUUCUUCUUUGAGCCAACAUUCACCUGAGAGUCCAUCACUAGGAAACUUUUAUCCAGUCGUUGUGGGAGCUUCCUAUCCAAGCACAUUCGAAAAGUCAUGUGAUGAAUUGUCAAUAUCUUCGGUGAAUAGUGAAACAAGUAAAAAACCAAAAAACAAACAAUGGAUGGAAUCAUCUUUAGAUGGACCAAUAAUUCGUUCGAAUAUACUACAAACUACUCCAUUAGUUACCGAUGCAAUUGCACUUUAUCCAGCUAUGUCGCCAACGCUUAGCCAAAAUCCGCUACAGUAUGCAUAUUAUAAUGUUGCUCGUCAAUCUGCAGCCACAGCUGCAUCAAAUUCUGCAACACCAAGUGGAAAACUAACACCAUCACCAUCCGUAGUGGCUGGUGGGGUUAAUGGAAACGGAUUGCUUUUAGUGCCAGUUGUCAACUCAAGGCCACCAACUCGUACUCUAACACAUCACUCACACCCUCAGCAGCUUAAUAAACAAAAUUUCCAUCGAGAACGUACAAAAUUAUCGUCGCAAUCAAUGUCUAGCAGCAGCUAUCGAACACCAAAGACUAAAUUAGAUGAUGAAAAUAGUCAUUUAAGUCAUUCGACGUCAUAUUUGAAUUAUGAUCCAUACCAUUAUCACCAUUUUCAACAACAACAGCAACAGCAGCAACAAUCUCAAUUAUAUCACCACAAUCAUUAUCAUUUGGAAAUUCCAACCGGACCAUUCCAACAACAACAUCAGAAGCAAAUUCAACAACAAAAAUCACCCAAAGCCCCCCCUCCUCCAUCAUCAACGUCGCAGCCUAAAUUCAGUCCAACUAUUCAACCACCAGCAUCUUCAUCAUUGGUGAAUGAUGAUUUUGGAACAAUUCGCUAUGCCACUUCAGUUGCCACUCAAUCAUCUAGAUUGUGCAGUUCAAGCCAAGCCCUGACUAAGAAACCUGUUCCUCCAAAUUCACUAUCUAUUAAUACUAUACCACAAAUUUCACCCGUAGCCUCAGCUACAUCUCCAGAUAUUCGAAUUGAAUCACCGAAGAAUAUGACUGUAGUACAGCAAGCUACAUUUUUGCCUUACAAAGAAAUAACAAAGCCUUUUGAGAUGUCAGAUUUUUAUAAAUAUUCUACCAAGUUUCGCCAGAAAGAAGCAAAUACAUCUACAAUGACGAAAAACCCAACAUAAAAUGGUCGAAUGAAAAAAAAAAAAAAAAAUGCUGAUAAUUUUAAAAUUUGUUUUUGUGAAUAGCUAAAGCGUUUUCCACUACUUCCUCUUGACCAUUUGAUUAGUUUUAAAUUUUAUUAUAAAUAAAAAAAAUGUAUAUUUAGUACAUAUAAAUGACAUUUUAUAUAAAAAUAUAUGUAUAUAUAUUUUAUCUGUAA